Molecule: messenger RNA, 966 nt
Organism: Equus caballus (horse)
Lineage: Eukaryota; Metazoa; Chordata; Mammalia; Perissodactyla; Equidae
Source: RefSeq, a predicted model, not a curated record
UCCCUCCCGCCCUUCCCUCCAGGCCAAGGCUGGUGACAGCCUCCAUAUAUUUAAAGAGCACGAGAGCCCCCCUUACUCAGUUGAGCCGACAGAGACCACACAAGCAGACUUGACCUCGGUCAGAGAGUCUUCAAGAUGCCAAACUGGGGCGGAGGAGCGAAAUGCGGAGCGUGUGAGAAGACCGUCUACCACGCAGAAGAAAUCCAGUGCAAUGGAAGGAGCUUCCACAAGACGUGUUUCCACUGCAUGGCCUGCAGAAAGGCUCUCGACAGCACCACGGUGGCAGCCCACGAGUCGGAGAUCUACUGUAAGGUCUGCUAUGGGCGCAGGUACGGCCCCAAGGGGAUCGGCUAUGGACAAGGCGCCGGCUGCCUCAGCACCGACACAGGCGAACACCUGGGCCUCCAGUUCCAACAGUCCCCCAAACCGGCACGCUCAGCCACCACCAGCAACCCUUCCAAGUUCACUGCGAAGUUUGGAGAGUCGGAGAAGUGCCCUCGAUGCGGAAAGUCAGUCUAUGCUGCUGAGAAGGUGAUGGGCGGUGGCAAGCCUUGGCACAAGACCUGCUUUCGCUGCGCCAUCUGUGGGAAGAGUCUAGAGUCCACCAACGUCACUGACAAAGAUGGGGAACUUUAUUGCAAAGUUUGCUACGCCAAAAACUUUGGCCCUACAGGGAUUGGGUUUGGAGGCCUUACACACCAGGUGGAGAAGAAAGAGUGAAUGGGCACCACCUCUCAGCUCUCAUCAGCCUAAGCCUUCGCCCUACCCCUGCCCGACGGAGACGCUCCCCCAGACGUCCUCUCCCCAGUAGGCGGACAGCAUCUCUCUUCAGAAGUGACCACUCUUGACCCAAAGUUAGAAGAGACCUUGGAAGAAAAUUAUUAGACGUCGAAUCUGUAACAAACGCUUGAUUAUUUACAAUCCCUGGGGUAGGAGUGGCCCUCAAUAAAUGUUUUAGCCACACCU